AUGAAUAAUAAGGAAACUACUUACAGUGAAGACUUAUUUCAAUAUAUAAAAGUGAGCGAAGAUGAAGAUGACUCUAAUGCUGUAGAAAUUCCAUGCGAGUUAAAUGGGACUUUAUUACUAUCCACAUUAGUUGCUCAAUUUCCCGGCGCUUGCGGCCUAAAAUACCGCCAUCCUGAGAGCAAAUGCAUUCGAGGUCUUCGCCUUAGCGACGGCAGGUUGCAUCCACCGACUGAGGCUGGCUGGGGUAAACAUUUAUAUAUUUGCGUUUUCCCCAAGGAAAACAAACGCAAAAUGGAAGACGUAUCGCCAGAAAACUCAGCAGCAAAAACAAAACGAUUAGAAAAGAAACUUAUAUGUUCAGACCUGAUAUGCUUAGGACUACCCUGGAAAUCGACAGAAGAGUCAAUUAAAAAAUAUUUUGAUCAAUUUGGCGAGGUGGUGAUGGUGCAGUUGAAAAAAGAUAAAAAUGGUUCUUUCAAAGGGUUUGGUUUUAUCCGAUUUGCUACAUACACGUCACAAAUGAGAGCAUUAGCUCAACGGCAUAACAUUGAUGGUCGCUGGGUAGAUGUGCGAAUUCCAAAUUCAAAAGAAGGUGUAGUCCCGCAGAUGCCCUGCAAAGUAUUUGUUGGCAGGUGCACUGAGGAUAUGACUGCUGAUGACCUCAGAGAAUACUUCUCUAAGUUUGGAGAAGUUACUGAUGUUUUUGUUCCAAGACCAUUCAGAGCCUUUGGAUUUGUAACAUUUUUAGAUCCAGAGGUUGCUCAAAGUUUGUGUGGUGAGGAUCAUGUAAUUAAAGGAGCUUCUGUUUCAGUAUCAAGUGCAGCACCUAAAAUUAAAAAUAAAAAUAACCAAAAUUGGAAAGAGGAAUCAUAUGGACCAAACAGCUGGGAUGGGAACCGCUCUGGUCCCCCUGGAGGUCCAAGUAACAAUGGAGGAAAUAGCAACAUUGAUUCCUUGAACAUGCAAAAUUUAGGCAUAAAUCCUAAUGGUGGUGGUCCACCUGCUAACUUUAAUUUACCAAUAAGUCUUGUAGCUGCUGCCCUGAACCAGGCAGGCUGGGGAGGAUUCUUAGGAGGCCCAAAUAAUUCAGGUCCUGGAAACUGGGGGCAAAAUGGCCCUCCCCAAGGUGGCAAUUCAGGUAAAAAUUUAAAUAAUAAUGGAAGCUGGAAUCAGAAUGGCCCGCCGCCAUACUGGAAUCAAGGCAAUAAUCCUAAUUGGAAUGGCAAUAAAAAUGGCAACUGGAACCAAGGCAAUUGGUCAAAUGGCCAAGGAUGGGGAGGAAAUAGUUCAGGGCCAACAAGUUCAAAUAGUGGAUGGAACAAACCCCAGACGUGA
Messenger RNA from Leptosia nina, 1335 nucleotides. Lineage: Eukaryota; Metazoa; Arthropoda; Insecta; Lepidoptera; Pieridae. The record is from the annotation of a GenBank genome assembly.